This is a messenger RNA of Zasmidium cellare ATCC 36951, 423 nucleotides long. RefSeq lists its product as uncharacterized. Bases 1 to 423 code for a protein of 140 amino acids. The transcript has 3 exons. The record is from RefSeq and is a predicted model, not a curated record. Lineage: Eukaryota; Fungi; Ascomycota; Dothideomycetes; Mycosphaerellales; Mycosphaerellaceae.
AUGAGCGGCUACGCUAGCGCUUUCGGCUGGUGCUCUUGCCCCUACUGCCCAUCCAACGGCUCAGCACACCAAUCCUACCCCCUCCGCUACCUAUCCUCAGUGCCCUACUACGACCCCGGCCAUCAACACCAAAUCUGCGAAUGGUGCAACGUCUGGCAACGCCUAGGCCCGGGCUUCGCCCUCGCCAAUCCGCAGGAACUCCUCACGACCUACCAAAAACACAUCCACACCUUCGAAUCCAUCCACGACUUCUUCCGCGGCGCCGCCCUCGCACCCGACUGGGUCGCCAUCCAAAUCCGCCGUGUUGCCGAGUAUAUCGACCUGAACGCGGCCGGGAUGGCGUGGCGCCAGCUGGCGCUGGAUUUGUAUGAACUGGCGAGUGAUGUGGGUUAUGGUGAUGUUAUGCUCGUUGCUCGCGCUUGA